Messenger RNA from Thunnus maccoyii (southern bluefin tuna), 1951 nucleotides. Its product is annotated as tumor necrosis factor receptor superfamily member 5. NCBI's taxonomy places the organism in Eukaryota, Metazoa, Chordata, Actinopteri, Scombriformes, Scombridae. The transcript has 8 exons. Bases 90 to 1040 code for a protein of 316 amino acids. Gene Ontology annotation, biological process: CD40 signaling pathway; positive regulation of transcription by RNA polymerase II; positive regulation of blood vessel endothelial cell migration. Gene Ontology annotation, molecular function: transmembrane signaling receptor activity; CD154 receptor binding; antigen binding. Gene Ontology annotation, cellular component: external side of plasma membrane; CD40 receptor complex; membrane. The record is from RefSeq and is a predicted model, not a curated record.
GAGAGAGAGUGCACGAGAAGACGACCGCCGUGUUAAAUUGAGAUAUUUUACACACAGCUGAAAGGAGGACUGCCAUCGAAUGGGCUGAGAUGACUUGCGGGGAUAAACGUUUUAAAAAUGACAGAUGCUGUGAUCUCUGCCCUGCAGGGCACUAUGUGCAAGCUGAUUGCGACAGCGGGAAGAACACCACAUGUGGUGAAUGUAAACGUGGGUACUACACAGCGACCAGAAAUUACUUGAGUGUAUGUCAAUUGUGCAAGGAAUGCAGUCCCAAUAACAACCAGAUGAAAUUGAGGGAUUGUACAGCUAAGGAGGACACAGUGUGUGAGUGUGUGAAAGGUUUCUACUGUGAUAAUGCUGACUGUGAGCACUGCCUGUCUGUGACCCACUGCGUUGCGGGCUCAGGGGUCAAGGUUCCAGCCAAUCGAACAAGUGAUACGAAUUGUGCUCCGUGUGAAAGUGGGACCUACAGCAAUGUAACAGACUACAUCUCACCCUGUCAAGCACACACCAGAUGUGAGGACUUGGGGAGAGUGUUGAAAAUUCCCGGCACCUCAACAGCUGAUGCCAUCUGUGGUGGCUUCAAAUCCCAUUGCCACUGGAUAUUACCUGCAAGCCUGUGGGUAGGCUUCGUGUUGACCACGCUCAUUGUGUUUUGUCUCAUUUACUUGAAGACAAGAUGCAAAUCCCACAGAGGAGUUGUGAGAGCCAGCUCCAGUGUUCCUGUUACUCUGGUGGAGAUGGUCACAGCAACCCCUAUCUGUCCACUGGAGCUGCCUUUAAGGGCCACGGAGCUGAACGGUCACUGCCAAGAAAGCUGUGCAGUGGAGGACUACAAGUUACCACUUUUUAGCUCAGAUGAUAUUGAGGUUUCCUGCAGCACACAAGACAGCAUAUGCAACAGCCUUCCCAUAACACCACUCAAGGCUUCAGUUUCCUUCGCUGGGUCCAAUCACACCAAUGGAAGUCCUGGACACUGCACCAGCAACUACACCAGGACCCACUCAGAGCCGCAGGAGGACGAGUGGUGUGGAACAUAACAUGAGUGCAUUUUGUUGUAGCAAUAUAUUUAUGAUGCUCAGUGGAUCCCUGGACCCCAACCCCCACUUUUUUUGUACAAUUUUAACAUGUACCCAUUUAUGUCGAAAGCAUAUUUGACUUCUGACAGAGUUGAAGGUAGCUGAUGGUUUACUGCCCCCUGCAGGACAUUAAUGAGAAACUCAGCUCAAGUGAUGUGACCGUUACUGUGUCUUCACAAUCGAGCUACCAGCUACAAACCCCGAUAUCAGGUUAUUGAUGACAAUAUUUAUCAUAUUUACAGACAUCCUAAGUGCUUAAAGAAAAUACCAGUGCAGCUCUUUACUUAAGUUAUUCUCAUUGAUGUGAAAUAGUCUUCAUUGCUUCAGUGAAGACAACAGUCAGUGGUCUUUAGCCACAGCUCAGUGAUGUCUCCAUUAAAGGAGAAGUCUUGUGAUAUUUUGUAUUUUUCUUACUGUCAAUAAAUCCCAUAUUAUCUGUGUAUCUAAACCCUGAUGUAGCUUAUUCCUCUGUGCCAUAGAGCUCCACUGUUGUCCAAACACCAUUGACAACACAUCAAUGACCCCAUACUGUUGCACUGGGUUACUUGAGAACCGUAUCUUACACCCUCUCCUGCUGUAAAUGUGUAUUACUCCGCAGCAGAAAAUAGUCCCCAACAAAUGUACCAUUUACUCUUGUUUGGGUAACUGCUAAUUUUUAGCUGAGUUUUAGCUAAUUUGCUAAAACCUACAAUGCCCAGCUGUUUUAGGAUAGCACUGAGCUUUUUUUAGCCAUGCCAUUUAUUACACACAUUCAUGUUUGUGACGUGUGCAUCUUCAAUAGGGACCAGUUAUAGAGCUGUUGGUUUUGGGUUUUUUCAUAGGACUUGUUGACAGUAAGAGAAGUAUAAAAUCAUUAAAAUUUCAUUAAACUA